AUUAACUAUUUAACCGCUUAAAAUGGGGCAAACGCCCAACCGAAUCCUUAAACCCAGUUCCGUACAGAUUUUCUCUUCCUCCCUCCAAUGGCUUUCUGAUUACAAUCAGCAUUUUAUUCUCGAAUUCCGAAACACUGAACUCAUUUUUUUCAUCUAAUUUUCCCCCAAUUACGUGACCGAAUUUCACUUUUUAUACCAUAGAUUUCUUUUUAAAUUAUUAAUGGCAGCGAGUGCUACUCCUUCAGGAGCUCACAGCAAUGGCAACAAUCAUAACGGCAGCAGUAACGGCGGCGUUCUAGAAAAUUCGAACGGCGGCGGCGUUUCCGGAGCGGAGAAUUCUGUGGCAGGAUCCGCCCAGACUGCCCUCCGCCACAACCCGGGUCUCUCGCUUGAUUGGACCCCUGAGGAACAAUCCACGCUCGAAGAUUUGCUCACGAAAUAUUCCUCUGAAGACCAGAUUUAUAGGUACUCACAAAUUGCUCAGGCUUUAAACGACAAGACGGUUCGUGAUGUUGCAUUACGUUGCAGAUGGAUGAAUAAAAAGGAAAUUGGCAAGAGAAGGAAAGAUGACCACAGCUCAAGGAAAAAUAAAGACAAAAAGGAAAAGGUUAUAGAUUCAUUGCCAAAAUCUUCUCAAGUUGCAAAUCGCUCCAAUGCGCCUUCUUACGCGCAUUCAGUUAUGUUGGAUAGUGAUGAUGGAAUCUCAUACAAAGCUAUUGGUGGGGCAACUGGACAGCUUCUUGAGCAAAAUGCGCAUGCCUUGGAUAAAAUUUCUGCCAAUUUUUCAGCUUUCAAGAUCCAUGAGAACAUUGAUCUCUUCUAUCAAGCUCGAACCAAUAUCCUUACGAUUUUAAAUGACUUCAAUGACUUGCCAGAGCUAAUGAAGCAGAUGCCACCACUUCCUGUCAAGCUGAAUGAAGAACUUGCAAGCACCGUUCUUGCUCGACCUUCCCUGCCAAAUAAAUCUUGAGAUCCCUUUUUUCUUUUCCUUAGUGUUAACGAUUCUUGCUCCCAAGUCUCAAGUUAGUAUAUUUAUAGCGAAAAAAAUAAAAUUGGGUUAGUCAACUCGACUCUAAAUGGGGGUUCAAGUUUUCAUUGUUUAAAGAUGGUCGCUUUCACAGUUCAAAUGUCCCGUUUUUUGUGGUUUCAUUUGAUUUCCGGUUCUGUUUCAUUUUCGUGAUUUGUCCUAGGAUGUAGGAGUUGCUGUAGUGAGUAUUUUUUCUUGCUGUGUAAAUAAAUGUAGGGGGGAAAGUGUAGUUAAAAAGUCUUAUUGCUGUGGAUGCUGCCAUUAUAAUGUACUACAGGCAUAUCUGUGUGUAGAAUACAUUCUUUUAAUAAUUAUCACUGUAUAUGACAAAUUAUUAUUAUUAUUACUAUUGUUUUUUUUUUUAUUAU
This is a messenger RNA of Erythranthe guttata (spotted monkey flower), 1395 nucleotides long. RefSeq lists its product as uncharacterized. NCBI's taxonomy places the organism in Eukaryota, Viridiplantae, Streptophyta, Magnoliopsida, Lamiales, Phrymaceae. The record is from RefSeq and is a predicted model, not a curated record.